AUGGAAUAUUCAUGCAUUGGACUACAUGAUUUACCUGAUGAAAUUCUUAUGAUUAUUUUCAAAAAACUCGACAAUUUUGAUGUACUUUUUACUUUGCACGGUGUUAAUGAACGACUAAAUCGGCUUAUUAAGGAUUCAAUUUUUACAAGUCGUUUGACUUUUGUUGAAUGGAUGUCAAAUAAUUUUAUUGAUCUAAUUUCUUCUGACAUGAUCCUUAAUCGAUUUCGUUUACAAAUUUUACCUGAAAUUCGUCAUAAAAUCGAAUGGCUUGAUCUUGAAUCAUCCUCUAUGAAAUAUGUUUUACGUGCUGCUCAUUAUCCGAACUUAUACGGUCUCGGUCUUUAUAAUAUUAAUGAAGAAUCAGUUCGAUGUCUUUUUACUGAUGAAAUUCUGUCAUCUGGCAUUUUCAAAAAUCAGAUUACAACACUUUUAAUUACGACGAAUAAAAAUGAUGAUUAUCAUGAGGCAUCAUUGUCAGUGGAAGAAAUAUGUGUUUACAUCUUCAAUGUUUGCGCGCGUCUGACGGCUUUAACAUUUUAUGAAUCAUCGCAUAGAAGUCCUCUUCGAUUCAAUUUUGCGGAACUGUCACCUCCCAAUCUUUAUUCUUCAAGCCUUUUGAUAUUAAAUAUCAGAGUACAAUGUUUCGCAAAUUGUCUCUAUCUUCUUGAUGGUCGUUUUAGUCAACUUCAUACGCUCCAUGUUGAUAUGGUUAAUACUUAUUGUCCACGAAACUACAAAAAUCAGGGCGAUUUGCCAAAUCUAAGAUGUUUUUCUUUGUCUUGUGAUUUCGAAAUUUCGAAUUAUGAUGAAACAAUCCUACCAUUACUAUAUCGGAUGUCCAAUCUAGAGGUACUUGGUUUGUGUUUUACCGUCUGUGAUCGUAAGACAUUUAUUGAUGGAAACGAUUUGAAGAGACGCAUUAUUAAUCGUAUGUUACGCUUAAAUCAAUUCACAUUUUAUAUUAGUUCAUUGAUGUAUAUUGACAAUAAAAUGAAUUUGCCAUCGAGAGAUGAUAUUCAACGCACAUUCAUUGACUUUCCAAACGAUCAAAUUAUUUCUUAUGUUGAUUAUUUUUCAGAGGAAAAAAGAAGUCAAUGUCAUAUUUACUCAUAUCCAUCUUUAAUGCCGUAUUGUGGUAGUAUUACAAAUAAUUUUCCAGGUGGAUUAUUUAAAAAUGUUCGUACGGUAUUCUUACACGAUGAAUAUCCUUUUGAACAUGAAUUCUUUCUUCGAAUUGUUCAAUCAUUUCCAUAUAUGCAAGAAUUAUGUGUGAACAAUUUUAAAUCACAAAAUCGUAAACAUUCUGAUGAAUCAAGCAAUGAUAAUCAGAAUUUAUCUGUUAUUAAAUAUUUUUUUCUUAGUGAACUUCGUCUUGUCGAUGUUCAUGAUGAUUACAUGGAAGAAUUUUUAUUUGAUACCAAAGCGUGUUUGCCAAAAAAUGUUAGUCUUCAUCUCAACUAUGAAUCUUUACAACGAGUAACACACUACUUCGCAAGAGAUGUUACCCGAAUGAAUUGUGCCAAAAUAGAUAUGUUAUAUUUAUAUGGUGAACGAAAACGUUCAAAUUCUUUACAAGAAUAUUUUCCCAAUGCGGAAAUACAAUUUUCGGGAUUCAUGGGAAUAUGA
Rotaria socialis is the source of this 1626-nucleotide messenger RNA. The record is from the annotation of a GenBank genome assembly. NCBI's taxonomy places the organism in Eukaryota, Metazoa, Rotifera, Eurotatoria, Philodinida, Philodinidae.